AUGCAAGUCAACGCGGAUCUCCGACCGAUUCUCGGUCCUCAACUCGUUCGUUUGGAUCCAAUGAGAGUUAAACAAUUGCAAGAUCCUCUAGUGUACGAAGCGAUUGAUAACCUUGCGAAGCUGUCUGCUCAUUGUCUUCAACUUCGUACACCGUUGACCACUUGUGAGAAAUUGAUUAAUUCUGACUCAACUUUGUAUCUUUCGUGGAAAUAUGAUGAAGAAGAGAAGGUCAGUCGACUCCUCGGAUUUGCCAAAGUUGGAAGAAAGAAGUUGUUCCUUUACGAUGCUCAAAUGCAAACUUAUGAAGGAGAGAUUCUCUGCCUCCUUGACUUCUAUGUCCAUUUCUCAACUCAACGUCAAGGUGUUGGAAAGCAAAUUCUCGACUACAUGUUCGCUCAAGAGCAUACUGAACCAUUCCAACUGGCUCUUGAUAAUCCUUCUGUCACUCUUCUUGGAUUCAUGUCACAAAAAUACGGACUGAAUAGACCAGUCUGGCAGAACACAAACUUCGUCGUUUUCGAUGAGCUCUUCCAGUCGUUGUCUGCUGAAAACGGAAUCGAAAAGCAACCACCAGAUGGUUGGCGUCGACCAAUGACUCCACGUCGCCUGGGAACUGGAAUGACUGAUACUCGUUGGUUGCAACACGCUGUUAGUGGACAUCAAAGCAAGGGAAAUGCAAUGGCUGCUCCAGUUGAUGCUGAUAUGACUCCACAAGGAGCGCUCAGCAAUCGAGCUCAUCAAGCCAAAGCCAGAAAGGCUCAUAUUCUCUCCAGCAAGCCACUUUGGUGA
Messenger RNA from Caenorhabditis remanei, 789 nucleotides. RefSeq lists its product as uncharacterized. Gene Ontology annotation, biological process: alpha-tubulin acetylation. The record is from RefSeq and is a predicted model, not a curated record. Gene Ontology annotation, molecular function: tubulin N-acetyltransferase activity. The transcript has 5 exons. Lineage: Eukaryota; Metazoa; Nematoda; Chromadorea; Rhabditida; Rhabditidae. Gene Ontology annotation, cellular component: microtubule. The coding region runs from base 1 to 789 and encodes 262 amino acids.